This is a messenger RNA of Panicum hallii, 2138 nucleotides long. RefSeq names its product nucleobase-ascorbate transporter 2-like. The coding region runs from base 221 to 1957 and encodes 578 amino acids. Gene Ontology annotation, molecular function: transmembrane transporter activity. Gene Ontology annotation, biological process: transmembrane transport. The record is from RefSeq and is a predicted model, not a curated record. The transcript is spliced from 15 exons. Gene Ontology annotation, cellular component: membrane. Lineage: Eukaryota; Viridiplantae; Streptophyta; Magnoliopsida; Poales; Poaceae.
UAACACUGGCUUCUCGGUGAGCAAUCCUCAGUAACAAAAUCCUUCUUGAGUUGAUAGACUUCACUCGUCCUUGUGCUGCGCAGAUUGGGAUAGAUCACCAGAUACCAGCUUCAAUCCGGACUCUCCCAAAGUUCUUGAACCAUCUCAAUGGCAUGGUUCCUUCAUCCCCUCAUCUUAUUUGUUGUAAACUGGUGGUCAGACACCCCAGAUCUACAACCAUAUGAGAAUGAUGAAGCAUAUUGCGAGGCUUGCUGCACUGGUUCAAGUUCUAUUUUUGUUCCUGCUGGUAGUUGCCACAUCAUGCCUAUCAACAGCCAUGAGGAUGAUGCUGCUUUUUCCCUGCACCACUCGGAGGCACCAAGGGGAAGAGCCUCCCAUGGAGAUGACUGACAUGAAGCCAGAGGAGAUGAGCCACCCUCCCAUGGACCAGCUGAUAGGAAUGGAGUACUGCAUAGACUCCAAUCCAUCCUGGGGAGGGGCUAUUGUGCUGGGCUUCCAACAUUUCAUCCUUUGCCUGGGGACGGCAGUGAUGAUCCCCACCAUGCUGGUUCCGCUCAUGGGAGGAAAUGCCCAUGACAAGGCAAUGGUGGUACAGACAGUGCUGCUUGUGACGGGGAUAAAUACAAUGCUCCAAACUCUAUUUGGAACUCGUCUACCCACCAUCAUCGGUGGGUCAUAUGCAUUCGUAAUCCCGGUCAUAUCAGUAAUCAGUGACCCCUCACUGAUCCGAAUUGCUGAUGACCAUACAAGGUUCAAAAUGACAAUGAGAGCCAUACAGGGGGCCCUGAUAAUAUCCUCCUGCAUUCAAAUAAUACUUGGCUACAGCCAGUUGUGGGGUGUAUGCUCCAGGUUCUUCAGCCCACUUGGGAUGGUUCCAGUGAUUGCACUGGCGGGUUUCGGCCUUUUUGAGAGAGGAUUCCCAGUGAUUGGAAAGUGCGUGGAGAUAGGUCUUCCGAUGCUCGUCCUAUUUGUGGCACUUUCCCAAUAUCUGAAGCAUGUACAAGUGCGCCAUUUUCCGAUAUUGGAGAGGUUCUCGGUGCUCAUCUCCAUUGCACUUGUCUGGGUAUAUGCCCACAUCCUCACUGUGAGCGGGGCAUACAAACACAGCUCACCACUCACCCAGGUCAACUGCCGCACUGACCGUGCCAAUCUCAUCACAACUGCGCCAUGGAUCAGUAUUCCAUACCCACUGCAAUGGGGUGCACCGACUUUCAGUGCAGAUCAUUCAUUCGGUAUGAUGUCUGCUGUGCUGGUGUCCUUAAUAGAGUCUACUGGAGCAUUUAUGGCUGCUGCCCGAUUGGCAAGUGCAACGCCGCCACCACCAUUUGUCCUGAGCAGGGGCAUUGGAUGGCAGGGAAUUGGUCUGCUAUUUGACGGUCUAUUUGGUACAGUGAGUGGCUCUACAGUCUCUGUGGAGAAUGUCGGUCUCCUGGGAUCCACCAGGAUUGGAAGCAGAAGAGUGAUCCAGAUCUCUGCUGGUUUCAUGAUUUUCUUCUCCAUCCUAGGGCGAUUUGGGGCGCUCUUCGCAUCGAUUCCAUUCACACUGUUUGCCGCCAUAUACUGCGUGUUGUUUGGCUAUGUCGGAGCUGUGGGGCUCUCCUUUAUGCAGUUCACCAACAUGAACUCGAUGCGCAACCUCUUCAUCAUCGGCAUCUCACUCUUCCUUGGCAUCUCCAUCCCAGAGUACUUCUUCCGGUUUACAAUAAGUGCUCAGCAUAGCCCAGCACACACCAGGGCCGGAUGGUUCAAUGACCUCAUCAACACCAUCUUCUCCUCACCCCCGACUGUCGGAUUCAUCAUCUCAGUGGUCCUGGACAACACGCUGGAGGUGAGAAAUAGGGCAAAGGACCGUGGGAUGCCUUGGUGGGCGAGGUUCAGGACAUUCCGUGGCGACAGCCGGAAUGAGGAGUUCUACAACCUGCCAUUCAACCUCAACCGGUUCUUCCCACCAUCAUAAGCUGGGUGACUGGGCCAGCCGUAGGACUUUAGUAGAAUAGAAGCCAACCGUUGAGUGAUUUUAGCCAACAAUAUCAUUGUAAUUACGGUUUGGUUUCCAUAGAGAUUAGAGAGAGUUAGGACUAGUUGUAGAACUAGAGCAAAGAAAUGCUGGGCAUGAUAAGAAAACUGUCGUCUUACCA